AUGAACGUCGACACUGCCCGGUUCUCUCCCGACCUGACCUCGCGUUCCGCGGUGCCGUCGCGGAAGCGUAACAGUGAAAUGGACGAUGCUGCCAGUGACAGCACGGAACUCUACUCGGCCAGCGGAGAAGACUCCGAAGACGGCUUCGAAUCCGUACGAAGCCGCAAGGCGAAGCGGAGGAGCCUCAGGACACCUUCGCCUUCAAGUACAUCUACAGUGCAGAACAUGAGCCGUCCUCGAGCCCCCGCCAUACUCUUCAUGCCGGUGGUUUCCUCGGACAAUCUGCGGCAUCUGAAUAGGCAAGCUGUCUCCGCCUUCCUUGAAAGAUUAGUUCCCAAUGAAAUCACCGACAUAAGAAUUAACACUCGCAAGAACAUUCUCGCCGUAGAUGUCGUGCAUGCAACCGCGUUUGACAUCUUGCGUACAGUAACCGAUCUGAACGGGAUCAAAGUGCGCUCCCACAUUCCUGUCGACAAGGAUACAGCAACAGGCGUCAUCUAUGACGUAGAUGUAGCAAUACCGAAUGAAGACUUGCCUAUCCUAGUCAAGACAGCCACUCCUGAUAGUACCAUCAUCCAGGUAUCUCGGAUUGGCAAUUCACGGUGUGUGAAGAUAGUCUUCAAGGGCGACACCAUCCCAUCUAAUGUCAAGGUUGGCCAUUUUCGCCACCCCGUGAAGCCGUUCAUUCCGAAACCUCUGCAGUGCCACAAGUGCCUUCGGUUGGGUCACGUCAGAGGUGUUUGUAAUCACGCUGCAGUAUGUGCACGCUGCGCUGGGUUCCACACCACGGAAUCCUGCCAAGCAACUGAAUUUAAGUGCCGAAACUGCAAGGGAUCUCAUGAAGCCACAUCGAGAGCUUGCCCCCGAAUCAAGAAGGAGUGGAGUAUUCUUAAGGAGAUGGUAAGGGAAGGCUCUACGCACCGGGAAGCAGCCGUUUCUGUGAAAAAACGACGCUCCCGCCGCCACCGCAGACGUUCCCCAAAGAACGCGAAAAACCCCCCACAGCGCCAAUCUAGUCCAGCAGCGUCAUCAUCUCGAAUUGAGAAACAGCAGUCCAUUGCGCGAGACCAGACGCAACGUAUUGAUUGA
Molecule: messenger RNA, 1089 nt
Organism: Dermacentor silvarum
Lineage: Eukaryota; Metazoa; Arthropoda; Arachnida; Ixodida; Ixodidae
Exons: 1
Coding region: 1-1089 (362 amino acids)
Source: RefSeq, a predicted model, not a curated record